UUCUAAUAGAAAAGGCAAUCGCACCUCCCUCCGCCAACGUUAAUUCGAAAAAUGAGCCUUCCCGCCUACACAGCUACCACACCUUCAUCCCUUGUCACGCACCCAAACUCAAGCCCAAACUCCAAACCAAAUCAACCCACAUUUCCUAGCCGUCCUCACAGCACAAAAUACCAUCUCACUCGUAGCCACACCCACAGUCCUAUUGAUCCCAUUGUCUCAUGGACAUCUUCUAUUGCCCUCCACUGCCGCAAUGGUCAAUUACCCGAAGCCGCCGCAGAGUUUUCCCGCAUGCAAAUUGCCGGGGUCAGACCCAAUCACAUAACUUUUCUCACUCUUCUUUCUGCCUGCACCGACUUCCCUCUAGAGGGUCUAAGAUUUGGGGGUUCAAUCCAUGCUUAUGUUCGGAAACUGGGUUUGGAUACUGAAAAUGUGAUGGUGGGUACUGCCCUGGUUGAUAUGUACUCGAAAUGUGGUCAGCUGGAUCUUGCCUGGUUAAUGUUUGAUGAAAUGCAUGUGAGGAAUUCGGUGUCUUGGAAUACUAUGAUUGAUGGGUGUAUGAGGAAUGGGGAAGUUGGGGAGGCGAUUGUGUUGUUUGAUCAAAUGCCUGCAAGAGAUGCGAUUUCUUGGACUUCCAUGAUUGGUGGGUUCGUUAAGAAAGGUUGUUUUGAGCAAGCUUUGGAAUGGUUUAGGGAAAUGCAACUGGCUGGAGUGGAGCCCGAUUACGUGACCAUCAUUUCUGUGCUUGCAGCCUGUGCAAAUUUGGGAGCACUUGGUUUGGGCUUGUGGAUAAACCGAUUUGUCAUGAAGCAAGAUUUUAAGGACAAUAUCAAGAUAAGUAAUUCAUUGAUAGACAUGUACUCUCGGUGUGGAUGUAUUCGACUAGCACGUCAAGUUUUUGAGCAGAUGCCUAAGCGAAGCUUGGUCUCAUGGAACUCCAUGAUCGUGGGCUUUGCUCUAAAUGGGCAUGCGGAGGAGGCUCUGGAAUUCUUCAAUUUGAUGCGCAAAGAAGGGUUCAGACCGGAUGGAGUCAGUUUCACGGGAGCUCUAACAGCAUGUAGCCAUUCCGGUUUAGUUGACGAGGGCCUCCAAUUCUUUGAUAUCAUGAAGAGAACUCGUAAAAUCUCGCCUAGAAUUGAGCAUUAUGGGUGCUUAGUGGAUCUCUACAGCCGCGCAGGGAGGUUGGAAGAUGCGUUGAAUGUUAUAGCAAACAUGCCCAUGAAGCCAAAUGAAGUUGUUCUGGGUUCUUUGCUGGCUGCCUGUAGGACUCAUGGAGAUGUUGGCUUGGCUGAAAGGUUAAUGAAGUAUCUGUGCGAGGUGGAUCCCGGUAGCGAUUCCAAUUAUGUGCUCCUUUCUAACAUAUAUGCAGCAGUUGGAAGGUGGGAUGGUGCAAGCAAGGUUAGGAAGAAGAUGAAGGCGCUUGGUAUCCAUAAGAAACCAGGGUUCAGUUCGAUUGAGAUGGAUGGCAGUAUUCAUGAAUUCGUGGCUGGUGAUAAGACCCAUGUCGAGACGCAGAAUAUCUAUGCCAUGCUCGAUCAUCUAUUCCUUGAGCUGAGAAUCUGUGGUUAUGUUCCUGAAAUAGAGGUUGGCAAAUCUUAUGAACAUGACUGAAAUUUAUUUUUUGAAAAUACAGAAACAAUUUUUCUUUUAUUG
Messenger RNA from Vitis riparia (riverbank grape), 1650 nucleotides. RefSeq names its product pentatricopeptide repeat-containing protein At1g05750, chloroplastic. Bases 52 to 1608 code for a protein of 518 amino acids. Gene Ontology annotation, molecular function: protein binding; RNA binding. The record is from RefSeq and is a predicted model, not a curated record. Lineage: Eukaryota; Viridiplantae; Streptophyta; Magnoliopsida; Vitales; Vitaceae. The transcript has a single exon. Gene Ontology annotation, biological process: RNA modification.